AUGGCUUCUCAAAGUGACAAGAGCGUGCUCGGCAUGCCCGGCUUCGUUGUCGACUUCCUCAUGGGUGGUGUUUCCGCCGCUGUCUCCAAGACCGCUGCUGCCCCCAUUGAGCGUGUCAAGCUCCUGAUCCAGAACCAGGAUGAGAUGAUCAAGCAGGGUCGUCUUGACCGCAAGUACACCGGUAUUGUUGAGUGCUUCAAGCGUACCAUCGCCGCUGAGGGUACUGCCUCUUUGUGGCGUGGUAACACCGCCAACGUUAUCCGUUACUUCCCCACCCAGGCUCUUAACUUUGCCUUCCGUGACACCUACAAGUCCAUGUUCUCCUACAAGAAGGACCGUGACGGUUACUUCAAGUGGAUGUUGGGUAACUUGGCCUCCGGUGGUGCUGCCGGUGCCACUUCCCUGCUCUUCGUCUACUCUCUGGACUACGCCCGUACCCGUCUGGCCAACGACGCCAAGUCCGCCAAGGGCUCCGGUGAGCGCCAGUUCAACGGUUUGGUUGAUGUCUACCGCAAGACCCUCGCUACCGACGGUAUUGCCGGUCUCUACCGUGGUUUCGGUCCCUCCGUUCUUGGAAUUGUUGUCUACCGUGGUCUCUACUUUGGUCUGUACGACUCCAUCAAGCCCGUUCUCCUGGUUGGUGCCCUCGAGGGUAACUUCCUUGCUUCCUUCUUGCUCGGCUGGACUGUUACCACCGCUGCCGGUGUUGCCUCUUACCCCCUUGACACUGUCCGUCGUCGUAUGAUGAUGACCUCCGGUGAGGCUGUCAAGUACAAGUCCUCCCUCGAUGCUGCUCGCCAGAUCGUCGCCGCUGAGGGUGUCAAGUCUCUCUUCAAGGGUGCUGGUGCCAACAUCCUCCGUGGUGUUGCCGGUGCCGGUGUCCUGUCCAUCUACGACCAGGCCCAGCUCCUGCUCCUCGGAAAGAAGUUCAAAUAA
Messenger RNA from Penicillium taxi, 936 nucleotides. Its product is annotated as putative mitochondrial ADP,ATP carrier protein (Ant). Gene Ontology annotation, cellular component: mitochondrial inner membrane. The record is from RefSeq and is a predicted model, not a curated record. Lineage: Eukaryota; Fungi; Ascomycota; Eurotiomycetes; Eurotiales; Aspergillaceae. The transcript is spliced from 4 exons. Gene Ontology annotation, molecular function: ATP:ADP antiporter activity. Bases 1 to 936 code for a protein of 311 amino acids. Gene Ontology annotation, biological process: mitochondrial ATP transmembrane transport; mitochondrial ADP transmembrane transport.